CAACACCUGCGCUCUACACGAAACAGAGGAUUCAGCUUCCCUCUCCUCUUUGCAAUGUAGACAAGCAGAAUGAAGAAGAACCUACCACUCGCCUUAACUGUCGCCAUCUUGGCCUCACUAACCAGUCAGACUGCCGCCUAUGGCAAUUCCAAUCCACACUACGGUGCCGGCCGGCGCAUCCCCUUCGACAGCAUUCGAGCCCUCACCUUCUACGAUGGCCACAAGACGGCAGCUCGGAGAACAUCACCAGUCCCGCAGCUCACCUGCGAAGGCAAGCUCUGUCGCAAGUUUCAACCAGAUGUCGUCUCCUGCACCAGUCUAGGCGAUGGCCAGUGGAAAUGCGAGGCGGACCUGCCCUCCUCCAUCAGGCUAGGCCGCGUUGAGGUGUCGUGUGAGGGAUACGAAUCUCCUCGUGACCCAUACGUGCUCAAGGACUCAUGCGGGCUCACAUAUAAGCUUCUCCCGGCCUAUGGAGCUAUGGGCGCAGAUGAUGAGACGAUGCAUUACAGGAGGAGGAAGGGGAUCACGUUCGACGAUGUUUUGGGCUUCAGCUUCCCUUUGAUCUUCAUUGGCGUGCUGGGAUGGAUACUUUGGGGCUUCGUGAGGUCGAUCAGAGGAGAAGGGGCAGCACAGCAUGGGCGUGGUGGUGGUCCGUACGGAGGAGGUGGUGGCGGCGGCUGGGGUGGGUGGGGCGGUGGACCUGGCGGAUGGGGACCAGGUUGGGGCUCAGGCGGGGGUGGUGGUGCACCACCGCCGCCGUACUCCAAGAUGGACCCUUCAGGCUCAUCGACAUCAGGCACUGCUCAAGGAGGCGGAGGCUCCAACUUCUGGACAGGUGCAGCGGCAGGCGCUGCAGCAGGCGUGCUGGGCUCUAUGCUCGCUGGCAACAGACGAGGCGACAGGCGAAGAGGCUAUGAGUACGACCCAUACGCUGGUGCCGCAGGCUUUGGAGGUGGUGGGCUGGGAGCAGGAUGGACCGGUGGAGGAGGCACGGGCGGCUACGGCGGUGACUCAAUGGCCGGGCCGAGUGGGACAAGGUCGUCUACAGGCUAUGGCGGCACAAGGAAUCGCUAGCAUGGCAUGCUCCCCAUCACAAUCAAUGUCAUAUACAUCUUAGAUCACGCGCUGUUGGUCUGAUCGACGAACGUGAGAUUGCUCAUCGAGGUAAUGCUAGUAAUGACAAGUGGGUGAGAGAGAAAAGAGAGGAAGCAAGGCGGUGGGCAUACCACGCUGACGUCCCAAACAUUUACG
Jaminaea rosea is the source of this 1251-nucleotide messenger RNA. Its product is annotated as DUF1183-domain-containing protein. NCBI's taxonomy places the organism in Eukaryota, Fungi, Basidiomycota, Exobasidiomycetes, Microstromatales. Bases 70 to 1074 code for a protein of 334 amino acids. Gene Ontology annotation, cellular component: endoplasmic reticulum membrane. Gene Ontology annotation, biological process: regulation of store-operated calcium entry. The record is from RefSeq and is a predicted model, not a curated record. The transcript has a single exon.